Messenger RNA from Acaulospora colombiana, 483 nucleotides. The record is from the annotation of a GenBank genome assembly. NCBI's taxonomy places the organism in Eukaryota, Fungi, Glomeromycota, Glomeromycetes, Diversisporales, Acaulosporaceae.
AUGCUCGGGGUCAUUAUUUGUACCAACGAAACUACUUCUUAUUGGUCAAUCCGAAAAAACCUUGUAACAGCCAAUGAAAUCUCUUUACACCAAAAAUUAGCAACCUCAGAAUUUAGUGAUCCAAAUAGGUGGGUAUUGGGUUGGAACAUUUCAUCAUCAUCCCCCUUGCCGCACGAUGAAGGGGAGGAAGUUGAACAGUUGAAGCAACUCAUCAUCGUAGAAUCAACUCUUGAAACGCAUGUACCUAGUGUACCUGGACAACUUACUCCACCCGAAAAGAGUGAACAAAACACUUCAGGUGAAAAAUCGAUGUUCGACCUUGACGACGAUGAAUCCAUUCAAGGAGAACAUUUAGAAUCCGAUCCUUCCACACACAUCCCUGAGCAUAAGGAAGAGACAGUUAAGGAAAAAUCAGAAUCCUCCAAGCACAUUCCAGAACACAAGGAUGAAAAAGAAGGACCAAAACUCAAGGAAGGAAAAUAA